Molecule: messenger RNA, 1618 nt
Organism: Danio aesculapii
Lineage: Eukaryota; Metazoa; Chordata; Actinopteri; Cypriniformes; Danionidae
Gene: btr02
Product: bloodthirsty-related gene family, member 2
Exons: 7
Coding region: 53-1369 (438 amino acids)
Molecular function (GO): metal ion binding; protein binding
Source: RefSeq, a predicted model, not a curated record
CAUACUGAAAGAGACAAGAGCGACUCAUUCCAAACACCAAAGGCACUACAGGAUGGAGUCCACCCUCAGUCAGCUGUCGGAGAAGCACUUCUUGUGCUCUCUGUGUGAGGAGAUCUUCAGUAACCCCGUGACGACCCCGUGUGGACACAGUUUCUGUAAACCGUGUCUGCGUGUUUACUGGAGCCGUAGCGGUUCAGACGAGUGUCCGCUCUGCCGAAAGGCCUUCGGCUCCAGACCGCGCCUCAGCGUCAACCGUAUACUGGCUGACGUCACAGAGAACUACAGAAAAACACGCCUGGCUGCCAAAUCCAGGUUCUUCAGUAUGGAUGAACUUCAAGAUGAGCCUAAGAAUGAAGGAGAGGUGGAGCAAAUGAUCCAGGAAAGAGUUCAGAAGAUUGAGAAACUUCAGAAUUCACUAAAGCUAAUGAAGAGCACAUGUCUUCGCGAAGUUCAGGAGAGUCAGAGGGUGUUUUCCAAUCUGCUGAAUACAUUAGAGAAGAGCCAUAAACUUGUCGUGACUGCAGUUGAACAGAAACAAAGAGAAGCAGAGAAAAGAGUUGAAAGACUUGUAAAAAGCCUGGAAAAAGAAAUCCUUGAACUGGAAAAUGGACAAUCCAAUCCAGAGCACCUGAAUGACAUGGAGCGUCUUAAAAAGAGCUUCAGUCACAUACCGCGGCCAAUGAGAGACUGGUCUAAAGUCAUUCUGGAGACUGACCCUUGUGUUGGCUUAACCAGACAGACUGUGACUGACUUCAUGGAUACAGUGACGAUGGAAGCUAAAAGACUUUCAAAAACUGAACUCAAGAGGUUGCAGAAAUAUUCAGUUGAUGUGAAUCUGAAUCCUCGGACAGCUCAUGCUUACCUCUACAUCUCUGAGGACCGGAAGGAGGUCAGGCAUGCAAAUAAGCAACAAGAAGUUCCAGAAAACCCCAAGAGGUUUGACCGGGUGAUCAAUGUCAUGUCCAAAGAAUCCUUUCGCUAUGGCAGACACCUUUGGGAAGUUGAGGUUGGAGAUAAGACUGACUGGGAUUUGGGUGUAGCCAAACAAUGUGUCAACAGGAAGGGAAAAUUCACAAUAUGUCCAUCCAAUGGCUUCUGGACGCUUAGCUUAAAGAAUGGCUCUCAGUAUGUCGCAAACACAUACCCUCCGACUUCCUUCAGCCUCAGUCACAAGCCCAAAAGGCUGUCUAUUUACCUGGACUAUGAUGAGGGACGCGUGUCUUUCUAUUGUUCGGAUACUGGGACUCAUAUCUACUCUUUCAGAGACAGUUUCACAGACAAGCUCCACCCCAUCCUCAGCCCAGGACGAGCCCAUGGAGAAAAGAACACUGCUCCCCUUAUCAUCAGCAGCAGCUGCUGCAGCAUCUGAACAAUCUGCUGCCACUACAGCUUUCACUUUCUCUCCCACUGCCAUUACAACAUACAGUUAUCUGAUAUUAUUAAGCAUGUAUCUUUUCUUUUUUAUUAUUAUUAUUUUUUAAUUACCACUGACAUGAAGGAUACCUCAAACUGUGACUUUUUUUAGGACAGAUCAGCUUUUUUAAUGAUUAGCAUACUUUUUAUGGCAACCCCUUGUGAAAAAGAAGUGCAGUUUAUUAUAUAAAUAAAAUCAUCAUUA